ACUUUCCGCGCGUGUCCAACACAAGUCCACUAACCACUCUAAACUCUUGUGAGAAAGGAGGCGUCAGUGCGCUGCAACACUCUAACAACUUCUCCCCUUUUUUCUCUCACUGCCUCUCUCUCGGCCGAGCCACUCAUGUCCCUGAGAAAAAAAAGUGAAGUAGCUUAACUAUCGAAUGCUGAGGUAAUUGGUGCAGGAACAAUCACAAAACGCAGGCACACGCAUUACCAAAGAGAGAGAGAACAAAAAUGUUUUGGGACGCAAACAUGGAACACAUUCCGCUUGAAAACCGGCCGCCCUCGUCCUUGUUCGGCGGCUACGAGCGAGCGCCGUUCGGUGAUGUCAUACCGGUGCAUCAUCAGCAGUACGGGCGGCGAGUCUCCCACGAGCACCACCACCAGCCCCACCACGACGGCGUGAAGAGGCGGCGAAGGAAGGCCAAGUGCCCCGUGCAGCAGAUCCAUCAGAGGCAGGCGGCCAAUCUGCGGGAGCGGAAGAGAAUGCAGUCCAUCAACGACGCCUUCGAGGGCCUGCGGGAGCACAUACCCACCCUGCCCUACGAGAAGAGGCUGUCAAAGGUGGACACCCUGAAGCUGGCUAUUGGAUACAUCAACUUCCUGGCUGAAAUGGUCACGUCGGACGUCAACAGUUCGGACGGAUCGCAGAACGGCGGCCAAGACCACCAGAAGAAAGUCAUCAUUUGCCACAGAGGUUCGCCAUCACCGUCAGAAAUGGGUGGCCUUCAGCCACUGGCCGGACACUCCCUCUCCUGGGGUAGCGAGAAGAAGACUUCCCCUGGGCCCAACAACACGAUGACGGCUAAGGUCUGGACACCCGAAGACCCACGGCAAGUCAAGUUCACGUCCCUGGACGCUGAAACGUCACUGGACAGUCACCUGGGCUCGCCACCCCUGGUGCUAUAGCAGAAAUUGUCAUUGUCUUCUCUAAGGUCUUCGAAGUCUUGCAAUAACACAACAGUGGUCCAAGAAUCAUCCCUGGCAUCGAAAGGCAAAGCGCAUUACAGUGCGUCAAACGUUGCCGCCAUCUUGGAUUACUUUUGCGAAUCUCCCCUGAAACACUGUCCUUUUGAAUUUGGAAAUAAAGGCACUCACCACCAGCAAUCAUCCACUGGUGGGGAAUAUCCAGCCACAAUCAAGGCUUAAAGUUUGACAUUGCCACUAUUUUUGGGCGGACAGUGUACCCAAAUUUGAAUUAUUCAUGUACCUUUGAACUGAGUAAAAGCGCAUGCUUGCUAGCAUCAAGGUUUGUUGCGGUUUGCACCUGCUUGUCGAUGACACGAAUUUCAAAAAUGUUCGCCCAAACUGCGUCAGUGUGUCUGCAAUGUAGGAUCUGGCAUUAUUCGAAAGUGAAACAGUGCAUGUGACUUUACACAGUCAUUCUCUCUGGGGCCUGUUUGAGUUAGGUCCCAUUAACAGAAUUAGUUCUUCAGCCUUGGACACCUUUCAUUGCUUAAAAAAUGCCAUCACCGCCAACAGUAUUACUUCGGGGGCCGUAUCCAUGGUUACCUUUGUAAAUUUCUUGAUUGAACUGCUGAAAUCAACAAUGUACAGAUAAGGAAGGUCAAGAUCGAAGACAGAUUUCUUUUGUAUAAAAAAAGAUGGUGUUCACCGCCGUGCCAUAAUUAUUUUAGAAAGAAAACUGCCAAAAUUCAAGUGUUAAAUUGUACACUGGACAUUUAAACUUAGCGUCAGGUUACGGUUAAAAAAAUCGACAGAUGUAACAGUAUGUCCAAGUUUUAAGACAAUUCUUUUGCAGUGUAUAUAGAACAAUUUCAUCGCUUUUUUUAAAAAUUCAGUUUUCUAUGGCACAACAUUGUGCAAUAUCCCUCUGCAUACUUUCAAAUACAAAAAGCUGAACUCGGUGAUUAUGUAUUUCGCGUGCAGCGGAUUUUUAGAAUUUACGAUCUCUAGAAGAACAAUGGCGGUUAAGGGGGCUACUGUCGAAACUAUGCCUACAGUAUAAAAAAAAGAAAAAAGUCCAAUAGAUCGCGCUAUAUGAGUUUCAUUUCUUCAUUUUUCUUUAUAAUUGUGCAUGUUUUUGUCAUUUUUAUUUUUCAUGUAAGAAUUGUUUGCAUGCAUACUACGCCUCUGAUGGAAUGAAAUAUUUUCGUGAUAGUUCACGAUCUCAUUCGUUUUUAGGUUUCUAGCUGGGGGCCGGACUGGAAGAUUAAAAUAAAAUCCAUUACAAGCCGAUUCAUGAUAAGAGAGACGAAUAUAAUGAUCAUUUAGAUGAUUAAAUUCAGCAAAGACUUUUUGGGGCAUGAGAAAACUCCUACACUUGCAGGAACAAGUAUGAUUCAAUGUACUUUUGGCCGACAGAUCUUUUAGAGCUAAGAAUCUAAUUCACCCACUACAUGUGUUGCUCGGCUUCGAUUUUUGCUUGUCUUAAAUAUUUAGACAAAUCUGAGCUGUUCCUAUCGACGAACGUUGUCAUUUUUUAUUAUUCGCCGAUUUUUUUGUGUGGAUAUCAAUGUAAAGUAACGGAGCAAAUAUAAUGUAAUAUAUUGGAUGAAUUACGAGACAGAUUAUUUUAUUUCUUGUACAAAAAUUAUUUAUCUUGUUAAUAUUGAAUCUAUUUCACAAUUAUGUUUUUAUGAAAUAAUUGAAAUGCUAGCAAAAAGGUUUUGGCUCGAUAUCAUUGUUUUUGUACUUUGGGGAAAUGGUGAUAAGGAAAUGAUUUUUAAUAAUUAAAAAAGGGAAAAUGCGGAUCAAAAUUUUUAUCUAACGGUUACAUAAGUCGAUCCUGGUCAGCAAUUUGAGGUUCGCCCUCAAGCAAAGCUCGAAUUUCGCAAUAAAAUGAUCUCACCACAGAAAAGAAGA
This is a messenger RNA of Acanthaster planci (crown-of-thorns starfish), 2840 nucleotides long. RefSeq names its product pancreas transcription factor 1 subunit alpha-like. Gene Ontology annotation, molecular function: DNA-binding transcription factor activity, RNA polymerase II-specific; protein dimerization activity; RNA polymerase II transcription regulatory region sequence-specific DNA binding. The record is from RefSeq and is a predicted model, not a curated record. Gene Ontology annotation, biological process: developmental process; regulation of transcription by RNA polymerase II. NCBI's taxonomy places the organism in Eukaryota, Metazoa, Echinodermata, Asteroidea, Valvatida, Acanthasteridae.